AUGUUAAAGUAUUUAUUUAUAACUAUUUUUUUGAUCCCUCUUUGUUUAGUUAAUAAUUGUUGAUGGUUGGUUCAUUCUUUAAUGUUUCUGUCUAGUUUUGUUUUUAUGCUUUGUGUUUAUUCAUAUGCAGAUUUAAAUAUGAUUAGAUAUUAUUUUGGUAUUGAUUAUUUUUCUUUUAGUUUAAUUCUACUUAGUUUUUGAAUUUGUUCUUUAAUAAUUACUGCUAGAGGUUCAGUUUAUUUAAGUUCUUAUCAUUCUAAUUUUUUUGUUUUUAUAGUUUUGAUUUUAAUGAUUAUGCUUUAUUGUUCAUUUGCUAGAUUGAGUCUUCUUUCUUUUUAUAUUUUUUUUGAGGCUAGAUUGGUUCCUACUUUACUUUUGAUUUUGGGUUGGGGAUAUCAACCUGAACGGUUGCAGGCUGGUGUUUAUUUAAUUUUUUAUACUUUGGUUGCUAGAUUGCCUUUAUUAUUAGUUUUAUUUAGGGUUUAUGAUUUUUCUAAUACUUUAUAUUUUCCUUUAUUGGUUGAUUUUGGUUCUUAUUAUUUUAUGUUUUAUGUUUUUAUAAUUCUUGCUUUUUUAGUUAAGAUGCCAAUAUUUUUGGUUCAUUUAUGGCUUCCUAAGGCCCAUGUUGAGGCCCCUAUUUCAGGUAGAAUAAUUCUUGCUGGUGUUUUAUUAAAGCUAGGUGGUUAUGGUAUUUUUCGUGUUAUAAAGGUUAUUUCUUAUUUGGGUUUAAAGUUUAAUUAUUUUUGAUUGUCUUUAGGUUUAUCCGGUGGUGUUAUUGUUAGAUUUAUUUGUUUUCGUCAGGUUGAUUUAAAAUCUUUAAUUGCUUAUUCUUCUGUUGCUCAUAUAAGAAUGGUUAUUGGGGGAUUGAUAACUAUGAAUUGAUGAGGUUGUAUAGGUUCUCUUUCUUUAAUGGUUGGUCAUGGUUUGUGUUCUUCUGGUUUAUUUUGUCUAUCUAAUAUUAUUUAUGAGCGUUUAGGUAGACGAAGAUUAUUAAUUAAUAAGGGUAUAAUUAAUUUAAUGCCAAGAAUGGCUUUAUGAUGAUUUCUUUUGAGAUCUUCUAAUAUAGCUGCUCCUCCUUCUUUAAAUUUGGUAGGUGAACUUAGAUUAUUAAAUAGAAUUAUGUCUUGAUCUUCUUUUAGAUUUCUUGCUUUAAUUUUUUUGUCUUUUUUUAGAGCUGUUUAUACUUUAUAUAUGUAUUCUUAUUCUCAGCAUGGUAAUUAUUAUUCUGGUGUUUAUACUUGUUCUCUUGGUUAUUUUCGUGAAUAUCAUCUUUUACUUUUACAUUGAUUGCCUUUAAAUAUUCUUUGUUUAAAGGGUGAGUAUUUUUUUGUUUAG
This is a messenger RNA of Schistocerca americana (American grasshopper), 1335 nucleotides long. NCBI's taxonomy places the organism in Eukaryota, Metazoa, Arthropoda, Insecta, Orthoptera, Acrididae. The record is from the annotation of a RefSeq genome assembly.